Messenger RNA from Gossypium raimondii (Peruvian cotton), 3100 nucleotides. RefSeq names its product receptor-like protein EIX2. The transcript is spliced from 2 exons. The record is from RefSeq and is a predicted model, not a curated record. Lineage: Eukaryota; Viridiplantae; Streptophyta; Magnoliopsida; Malvales; Malvaceae. The coding region runs from base 6 to 2885 and encodes 959 amino acids. Gene Ontology annotation, molecular function: protein binding.
CAACCAUGAAAAGUGUUACAAUUACCUUAUUCCCAUUUCUUCUUGUCAUUCUAGCUAACUGUUUUAGCUUUUGUGAUGCCAAUUCCAAUGUGCUUUGCUUUGAAAGUGAGAGAAAAGCCCUUUUGAAGUUCAAGAAUGAUCUCGUUGACCCUUCAAACAGGUUGUCUUCUUGGGUUGAAGGUGGGGGUUGCUGUAAAUGGCUCGGUGUCGUGUGCCAUAACUCAACAGGCCAUAUCAACCAACUGCACUUGGCUGCUCCUCUUUCAGUGGCCCAUUUUGAUGCACCAGUUGCUGAAUGGGAAGCUUACCAUCGAUCAAAGAACAAUUCCCUGCUAGGAGGCAAAAUAAAUCCUUCACUGCUGGAGUUGAAGCAUCUCAGUUCCCUGGACUUGAGCAAUAACAAUUUUAGCGGCAUACAGAUCCCGAAGUUUUUCGGUUUGCUGGAGAGUUUAUCAUAUCUUAACCUCUCUCAAGCACGAUUCCAGGGAGCAAUUCCUCAUAACCUGGGGAAUCUUUCAAAGUUGCAGUAUCUUGAUCUUGGAGGUAAUUAUCUCAAACCAAAAAGUCUUCAAUGGGUUUCUGGACUUUCUUUCUUGCAGUACCUUGAUUUGAGUUAUGCGGAUCUUCGUAAAGCAACUGAUUGGCUACUGGUAACAUUCCAACACCCUUCAUUGUUAGAGUUGCACUUGUCAGCUUGCAGUUUGGAAGAUGAUCCAUCCCCGAUCAAUGUCAAUUCUACAAAAUCACUUGUUGUUCUUGAUCUUUCUGAGAACAGCUUUUCUUCAGUACCUACGUCCAUAUUUGGUCUUCAAGGUCUUCUGUCCAUUGAUCUUAGUAGCAAUUCUUUGGAAGGCCCAAUUCCGGAUUACUUUAGGAACAUCUCAUUUCUUGAAGUUCUUGAUCUUAGUGGGAACUCACUCAAUUCAUCCACACCCAACUCUUUGUUUAGUUUAAAUCAUCUUCAAUUCCUUAAUCUUUCGAGCAAUGAAAUUGAUCAAGACGUAUCAGAAAUACUUCUGAGUCUGUCUAGAUGUUGUUUGGAUUGCUUAGAGUCAUUGGAUAUGGCACAUAACCAUCUUUUUGGCCAUUUAAUUGAUCAACUUGGGCACUUUAAAAACCUAGCUCACUUGUCGCUUGCUGGAAACAAUAUUUCUGGUCCCAUUCCAUUGUCCAUAGGGGAGUUAUCAUCUUUGAAGUUCUUUGAUGUUUCAGAAAAUCAAUUAAAUGGUACUUUUCCUCAAUGUUUUGGACAACUGAAAAGUUUGGAAACUCUGGAUUUGGGGUGUAACCAAUUGGAAGGAGUUGUAUCAGAAACCCAUUUUUCUAAUCUCACGAGAUUGACAACUCUAGCGGCAUCACAGAACAGGCUCAGAUUUCAACCAAACUCAAGCUGGAUUCUCCCGUUUCAAUGUCGAAUUAUCAAACUGGGUCAAUGGCAUCUUGGCCCGAAGUUUCCCCGAUGGUUAAAAUUCCAAAAAAAUUUAUCUGUUUUAGAUAUGUCCGAUGCAGGAAUUUCGGAUAUCUUGCCCACUUGGUUUUUGAACUUGUCCACUCAAUUUGAAUAUUUAAAUCUUUCAUAUAAUCAACUUACGGGAGGGAUUUCACAUUUGAACGUGAGAGAAUUUGUUGACUUGGCAUCAAACCGAUUCACAGGCCCAUUGCCAAGAGUAUUCCCAACUUUAAAAUUUUUAAUGUUGUCACAUAAUUCAUUUUCAGGUCCACUUUUUGAAUUAGUUUGUAAUCCAUUAAGAAAGGGGCCGAUGGAAUGUCUUUCCAUUAAAGGAAAUCUUCUCUCUGGAGAAAUCCCUGAUCGCUGGAAUCAUUGGCGAGGUUUGGUUUACUUAAAUUUGGAAAACAACAAUUUGACUGGGAAAAUCCCACCUUCUUUGGGACAUUUGAAUCUUUCCGUGCUAAACCUUCGUAACAAUGACAUGUUUGGAGAAUUACCAUCUACGUUGCAACUUUCUACGAGUUUGAUUAUACUUGAUCUCAGUGACAAUCAUUUCAGUGGGAGUGUACCAACAUGGAUUGGGGACAAACUCUCAAAACAUGAGAUUCUAAGCCUUCGAUCAAAUAACUUUGACGGACACAUUCCUCAAAAAAUUUGUCAACUUCAAUCUCUUCGGAUCUUGGACCUUGGCAAUAACAACAUUUCAGGAUCUAUUCCAAAAUGUUUUAGUAAUUUGAGUGCAAUGGCUAACAAAAGCAACCAAAAUAGCUAUAUGUUUCAGUGGUCGAUUACCCUCACUAAUUUGUUUUGUAUGAGAACUUUGUUAGUGCUGAAAGGACGAGUGGAUGAAUACAGUACCACACUAGGACUUGUUGUGAGCAUUUGUCUUUCAACUAAUAGACUCGUAGGAGAGAUCCCAAAAGAACUUGGAAGUCUCGUUGAGCUACAGUCAUUGAAUCUAUCAAGGAAUCUCCUAAUAGGAAAUAUACCGGACGAAAUUGGCAACAUGGAAUUGGAAUCUCUUGAUUUGUCGAUGAAUCAAUUGAAUGGUGAAAUCCCUUCAAGUUUCUCCAAUUUGAAUUUCAUAAAUUACUUCAAUGUCUCCUACAACAACUUGACAGGGCGAAUCCCAACAAGUACUCAACUUCAAAGCUUUGAAAACUUAUCUUACAUGAGCAAUCAUCUUUGCGGACCUCCUCUCUCUAAAGAUUGCAGCACAAACAGUACUCCAACUGAUGUUGCAAAUAAUGGAAGCAGAAGUGAAGGAAGUAACGUGAAUUGGCUUUAUGUCAGCAUAGUUAUUGGCUUUGUAAUGGGAUUUUGGGGUGUAGUGGCUCCCUUGUUUUUCAUCAGGUCUUGGAGGAAUGCAUACUAUCAAAAGUUGGACCAUGUUGGUCGAAAGCUGUAUAUGUCUUGGGCUACACCGGGUAGGUAAUUUAAUGGGAAAAGAAACAUGUAUAAUUAAGUUUUGUCUGUUUUUUUAUAUAGGACUCAGAUCUCAAAUCUAUUAAAUGCCAUAUUUUAAAAAGAUUACAUGAAUCGAUUAAUCUGAACUACUCAGUGCUUGAUUCAUGUUUUCUCUUUUGCAAAUUAAGAAACAUGUAUGGUUGUGUUUAAUUGUAUGUAAAUAGUGAAAAUGUUGUUGGGUUA